UGUUAGGGUUCAUCACCGUCCUCUCGCUCGCUCGCUCGCCCUUUUUGUUCUGGCCUUGCUGUACCCUUUCGAAUUCCCAGUGAUUUUCAUGGAAUCUAGAUAUUGCUCUUCAGAUAGUAUGUGAAAUACAGCUCAUUUGGAUUCUGGGUCCUUGAGUUUUCCCAAGAUCGUUCGUUCUCGAGUCCAAUUGGGUGUCUUCUUUCUGGGUUUCUUGAAUUACUGUUGAGAUAUAUGGUCCAAUUCUUGUUCUAGGAUCGCUCUCUCGGUUUUCAUUGCUUCUUGAAUGCAGUUUUUGUUUGUUUCAUCUUGAACCCUAAUUUCACUGUGAAUUUGGGGGGGGGGUUUCAGUUCUAGCCUCCAAUUGGGUUGUCCUCUGUCUGGGUUGCCUCGAUUUGUACUGAUUUUCUCAAUCUUUUCACUUUCUCCACCAUCAACAGAUCUCGAACGCAAUUGGGUUAUUUUCCUUUCUAGUUUUCGUAACAGAAUUCGUAGCUUAAUCAAGCCGCCAUAUAUGUGAGAAAUGCCAGCAACGGAUUAUCAGGGUUCAUCCGCUUCAGUCUCGAAUUUCGGCCGUUCGAUUCUCGGUACGCGCCGCGCCGAUCAGUUCCAUUCCAUGGAGCCGAGCCACGAAGCCGCCAGCCAAGAGCUCGAACUCGAGGCCUUCCAGCGACAGGUCGCCGACCGAUUCCACGAUUUGUCGGCGGCCGCCUCCGAAGACCUUCUCUCACUUCCAUGGAUUCGGAAGCUUCUGGAUUCGUUCCUCUGUUGCCAAGAGGAAUUCAGGAUGAUUCUGUUCAACAACGAAGGGUUCUUGAACCGGCCGCCGAUGGAUCGCUGGAUUUCGGAGUAUUUCGAGAGGAGUGUGAAGGCUCUCGACGUAUGCAACGCGAUUCGCGACGGGAUCGAGCGAAUGAGGCAGUGGCAGAAGCAAUUGGAGAUUGUGUUGUGUGCUUUGGACAAUCAGAGGAGCCUUGGAGAAGGCCAUUUUCGCCGAGCCAAGAAGGCUCUGAUCGAUUUAGCAAUUGGGAUGCUCGAUGAGAAGGAGUCGAAUUCAGCGGUUGCGCACAGAAACCGGUCAUUUGGGCGCAAUAAUGCGCAGAGAGAUCACCGGUCGUUAGGCCAUUUUCGUUCGCUGUCGUGGAGCGUUUCCCGGUCCUGGUCGGCUGCUAGGCAGCUUCAGGCAAUUGGGAACAAUUUGGUUGCCCCCAAAACUAAUGAAACUAUGGCUACCAAUGGACUUGUAGUGGCAGUGUUCACUAUGAGCUAUGUUCUGUUGUUCGUAAUGUGGGCGCUCGUGGCCGCAAUCCCUUGCCAGGAUCGCGGCCUGCAGACUCAUUUCUACAUGUCUAGGCAGUUUGUUUGGGCGGUUCCAGUCCUCUCGCUGCACGAGAGGAUUCUGGAGGAGUCGAAGAAGCGGGAGAGGAGAAAUGCUUGUGGGUUGUUGAAGGAGAUUCACCGGAUUGAGAUAUGUGCGCGCCACAUGAAUGAACUGGCCGAUUCGGUUCAGUUCCCACUGACAGAGGAAAAGGAGGGGGAUGUUAAGCAGAGAGUAGAGGAGCUCAGGCAAGUUGUUGAAGCAGUAAAGGAUGGAUUGGAUCCAUUGGAACGCCAAGUGAGGGAAGUGUUUCAUAGGAUCGUUCGCAGCCGAACUGAGGGGCUCGACUCCUUUGGAAGGGGGAACCACCACGAUUAAUUAAACAACCGGAGUAUGCUCUGAAAUUUGGUUUCUUGGAUUGAAGAACAAGAACCAUUCAAGGAAUGAUCUAACAGAAUAAAAGGUUUAAGAAGGUAUAGUUCUUGUAUUUAUGAUGAUAGGUUUUGUAUAUGAGUUGGACCUUCCCCGUCCAUGCUGCUUUCUGGUAUUGCCAAUAUAAAAUCAGUUUUAAUUUGAGAGUAAAUUUACGUA
Molecule: messenger RNA, 1906 nt
Organism: Diospyros lotus (date-plum)
Lineage: Eukaryota; Viridiplantae; Streptophyta; Magnoliopsida; Ericales; Ebenaceae
Product: protein ROH1-like
Exons: 1
Coding region: 521-1693 (390 amino acids)
Source: RefSeq, a predicted model, not a curated record